AAACAGUAUUCCAUGGAUCUUCGUUUGCUUCCCUCUGGAUGCACUGUCAAGCUUUAAUUGACGCGUGAGUGGAGGAAAUACGAGGGAGAAUGGCUUCCAAAGAGCGUCUGUAUGAGCUGUGGAUGUUAUAUUACACUAAGAAAGAUGUCGGGUACCUGCAGCAGUGGUUGGAGACGUUCGUGGCGUCUUUUGAGAAGGUCAUUGAUGUGCAGUCCACGGAGCCAAGGCGGCUGGAGGAAUGGAGCGCCGAUGUGCCUCUCCUCCCUAAAGAGGUACUGGUGCUCCUCAGCACACAACUGUGGCACAGCGCUCUCCACCUGUCAGGACAGGACCAGAUCAGCACUGCUCCACAGCCUCUGCUCCUCAUCAAGUUCUUUAUCAUCAUCUGCAGGAAUAUGGAGAAUAUUGACUCGGAAAAGACCCCUGGGUUUGUGUUCGAGACAAUCAAGGUCCUUAACUUCUGUUUGAAUCAGCUGAAGAAGCAGCCAGAGGAUCAGGCCACUUUAAAGUCAGUGGUACAGCAUGGCCUGCUGUUGUGUGAAAAUCUUUUUGACCCUUAUCAGACGUGGAGGAGACGGCAGGCGGGGGAAGAGGUCAGUAUGAUGGAGAGAAGCAAGUAUAAAUUCUCUCCUCUUGUUCUGCCGGAAGAGAUCCCCGUGCUCUUUCACGACAGCCUGCAGGAGAGUAAUGUCAUCCCCGAGGCCCUGGUGCUGAGGCUGGUACAUCUACAAGGGGCCGUGAUCAGUGGAUGCAAGCGGAAUGGCCUGCUCUCCAUCACCCCCCAAUCUGUGGAGGACCUUAUGUCUGUGCUGCGUUCCUGGUGCCUCCAUCCCAACCAGCCUUCACAAGAGCCCAGAGACCCUCGGCUGCUGAAAACCACCCUGAGGUGCCUGACUGUUAUGAUCCACCUGCUACACUCCAGCAGCCCGGCCGAGAGGCAAGUGGAGAUCAGGACCGUUCUGGACAGCUACUUUCAGCUGCUCAACUGGAACCGGCCACCGGUCUGUCAGAAGGAGGAUAUUCAGGCCUGGGAGGAUAAUCUCGUCGUCCUGCUUGAACACAUGCUGAACGCUAUUCCAGAUAUCCUCCAGUGCUCGGACCGGCCGGUGCUACAAGCCAUUUUUCUAUACAGUAACUGCUUUGAACACAUCCUCCGCCUCAUCCAGAACAGCAAGCUGUAUCAGAGCAGCAGGUUUAGGGUGGAGAGUGAUGGUCAAUGUGACCUCACCACACGUUUGCUCACAGAGGAAGAAGUGGAGCAGGUGUGGGAGAAGGGCUCGGAUUGCAUCACAGUACACGCCAUCCGUGUUCUCACCGCCAUUAUGAGCAACUCGCCCUCUGCCAAGGAGGUCUUUAAGGAGCGGAUUGGCUACUCACAGCUGUUCGAUGUGUUGAAAAGUCAAGGUCAGCCGACCAAGAGACUCCUGCAGGAGAUAAUGAACAUGGCUGUGGAGGGGGAACAUUCCCAGGCCAUUCAGCUUGGCAUCAGCAAUGAAAAGCCAUUGCUUCUGCUGCUACAGUGGAUGCCCGAUCUAGGUUCCCGUUCCCUUCAGCUUCUGGUGUCGCAGUGGCUGGCGGCCGUGUGUCGAGGCACUCUGUCCUGUCGCACUGUCGCCGUGGAAGCGGGGCUGGUGGGUGCGCUGCUUGAGGUGCUGUCAGAAUCCCCCGAGCGUCUAGACAGGCAGUGCGCUGAUGCCCUCCUAGGCCUGCUCCAGGACCUGGGCUCACUCUGUCUGAGGCCCUGCGAGCUGAAGAGUCUACUGAGGCUCUUGCGGACCGAGCCUGGUUCGCCCCCACACCCGUACUGUGGCCGGGUGGUGAGGGUGCUGUCUGCCAUGGCCGGCCGCGGAGAAGUCGGUCGCAGCGCCUUGCAGUAUUUUGACCUUACGCCCCCUAUGGCGGGUAUUAUGGUGCCAGCUAUCCAACGCUGGCAGGGGAAUGCGUUCGCUUUUCACGCUUGGUUGUGCCUUAACACGGAUUUUCCGCCACCUCAGCACCACUACUCCGAAUCCCACCUGACAAACCUGGAUUAUACAGUCCGCAUGGCAAAAGGCCCCCGUCGGAAACAACUCUACAGUUUCUUUACUGCAAGUGGAACUGGCUUUGAGGCUUUUUUUACAACAGAAGGCAUUUUGGUGGUGGCUGUAUGUACCAAAAAGGAGUACAUGGCAGUUUCUCUGCCAGACAACCCUCUCAAUGACUGCUCCUGGCACUCAGUAGCCAUAGUUCACGUUCCUGGCCGUCGCCCCUUUGGACAGAACGUGGUCACUGUCUAUGUGGAUGGAGUCCAGUGUAAGACAGCCCCUCUGCGUUUUCCCUCUCUAAAUGAGCCUUUCACCUCCUGCUUCAUCGGGUCAGCCGGUCACCGCACCACCACCACCAUGAACUCCACCUCUCCUACUCUUCCCAACCCAACACACUUGCCCUCUGAGCUGGCAUUUGCCGCUCAUACCGGGCCACCCGCCCUCUCCCGUUCCCAGUCCUUCCCAGCAUCCUUUGCUGCGGCCACAGGGGGGCGGACGGUGGGGGGACAGGACCAUUCAGUCCACACUAUCCCUGCUGGGCUACAGGACACUGCAUGGGGGUCUCCCUCAUCACUGUGUGGUCUUCUGGCCACGGCAUUCGUCUGCCAUGAAGCUCUGCAGCCUGCACAGGCACGAGCACUGUUUACUGCAGGUCCGAAUAAUGUUUCUCUAUUUAAAUCUGAUGGAGAACCUUCCGAGGUCAACAGUAAACUAGUAUUGUAUUAUACACCUCAGGCCUUUAAAAAUCAGAUCUGCUUGGAUCUGUCACCCAACCAUCUGUACGAUGGCAGGCUGACUGGUCACAGGGUGGUGAACUGGGAUGUCAAGGAUGUGCUGAGCUCAGUGGGUGGGAUGAGGGCUCUGUUGCCUCUACUGGAGCAGGUGUGUUUACUGGAGCAGCGCGAGACUGUAGGUCAGGAGAUCUCAGAUCUUAUCGGGCCAGAGCUCACGUCCUCCAGGGGUCCUGCUGGCAUGCUGCUGCCACUGGGGAAGACAUCCGAGGGAAGGUUAGAGAAGAACAGCGUGGCAGCAUUUUUGCUGAUGAUUAAGAACAUGCUGCGCAACCACCCAGCCAAUCAGGAGAGUCUGCUCCAGUGCCACGGGCCGCCCAUCAUUGGAGCAAUGCUCAGCAAGGUCCCCAGCAGAAUGAUGGACAUGAGCGUAUUGAUGGCCACUCAGUUCCUGCUCAAGCAGGUGUCCAAUGAGGGCAACAACCACCUGCUGUCACAGCUCUAUCAGUACCUGCUGUUUGACUUCAAAAUCUGGAGCCAUAGCCACUUUGCUGUCUGUCUGGGUCAUGUGCAGUACCUAACCACUGUCAUCAAUGAGGGCAAGCUGAAGACUCGCAGGAAGUACGGGGUUCAGUAUAUCCUGGACUCCAUUCGAACACACUACAGUACGGAGAAGGAUGGCAGUCCUCUGUCUGACGAGAAGAGGACAGUUCAGACCUCUCUUUUCUCUCUGCUGAAGGACCUUCUGAAAUCUCCAAGUGCUGAGGAGCUUCACAGUGUUUUAGCCUAUGCAGCUGUAGCCCAGGAUGAACAACAGGCGAUAAGUGUUCUGGAUGUUUUACACACCGUAUUGAGGAGCUCUCCUCCUCCACGCGAGCAGGUAGUGACUGUUUUUCUGGAUCGAGGGGUGGAGCAGCUCUACUGUCUAGUACUCAAAUCCAACUAUGGCGACGAAGCACGUGAGAGAGUGUUUAGGGUCAUGUAUAAAGUCCUCAAAAGCGACCGUGUACCCGACCGCAAUAAACAACGCAUGAAACUCAAGGAUUCCGGUUACCUUGGCUUGGUCUGUUCAUUUGGAGAAGUCCCCAUCACCAUGACAACUGUGCGCUGUCUGUAUGAGCAGGUGCUCGCCACAGAUCCCACCCCUAACUUCAGAGACCUGUUGGCUGUGGCGUACUUGUCUCAGCGUGCUGACCUUAGUGUUCGAUUAGAUAUCUGUCGUAAGCUCUUCCACUUAAUCCACUCUAAUGAAGAGAAUGUGAAACAGCUUGCACGUCAGCCAGGAUGGCAAGAUGUCCUCACCAAACUCUACGUCAAAGAAUCAUACGAGUCGCGCCUUCGUAGCCAGUCGAAUUCUAUGAGCAGCCCCCCUAUCUCGCUGGACCAUGUUCAUUCCAGACCCCCCCUCCAUCGAGAGAACAGUGCGAGCGAGGACGUGCGUCAGAACGUCUACAUCUCACUUUCCGCCCACCGUGACGAUGAGGAGGAGGAGGAAAGUGACGAAACGGCUCGGGACAAGACUGAGAGUUACUCAGACCAUUCACAGUCGCCCACUUCGACUGGGCAGCUGAAGAACGGUGACCUCCACUUCAAGUCGAUUGACUCUGCGGAGCAAGGCAGUCGUUCAUCUUCACUGUCUAAUAAUGACUUAUCACCUUCGUCCUGCCUGCUGGAGGAGGAGGAGACUGUAUAUCAGCCGCAGUCACCUUUCAGCUCACCCUUUGAGCUGAAUAUCAGCAGCCUAAAAGGACCCCAGACCCCUGUGGGUAGCCAGCCAGAGACCCCUUCACCUCUGGAGCACAAUAAGACCUUUCUUGGAUUGAGGCCAAGGAAGAGCUCCAGCCUGUCAAAUGUUCUGGACGACACAAACUACAGCACUGAACCUCCCACAGACACCAUCUCCAACACAUCCAACCCACAGACUCCAGAGGAGGAGUUGUGUAAUCUGCUGACAAACAUUGUGUUCUCUGUGCUGUGGAGUGGCACUGAAGGGUCUGAGGAUGUGAUUUGGAGAGAAAGGGGUCAGGUCUUCUCUGUCCUCACCAAGCUUGGAACAUCAUGCCAACUAGUGCGGCCACCUGAUGACAUCAAACGCAGUCUGUUGGAGAUGAUGCUGGAGUCGUCUUUGUCCGAUCUGAGGGACUCUCAGGGUGUGUUCCUGCCACAUGUGCCUUCUUCGCUCCGCCUCCUCAGACUGCUCCAGGACUUCCUGUUCGCAGAGGGCACUGCUAAUCAAACUCUAUGGAGCGAAAAGAUCUUUGAGGGGGUGGUGAAUCUGUUGGACAGGCUGCAGGCGUGGCACACGACCCCUGGAUCGGCAGGGGCCGCAGAGCUGAAAGAGAUGUCCCUGAUCGGCCUGCGUAUUAUUACCGGAUACAUUCAACAGCAACAAAACCCACAGGUGUGUGAGAUGGCGUGUUUAAAGCUCCACAGCCUGCUACAGACUGUGCUGUGUCUGUCUUGGGAGGAGGUGUGUUUUCUGUUGGGUCGUCUCGGUGCUCCGCUACGCCCUGCAAACUCAGGUUCCGACCUUGGUAACGAGGCUCUUCUGAGUCCGCUGGUGCCCAUCGUCCGAGCGCUUUUGGAUCAGCAUGCGGAUCGCCACACCCUUCAAAACAUGCUCCCGAACCUGCCCCCCACCAACGGCAGCCCGUCCUUCGCCCAAGAUCUUCUCAUCUACUGCAGCACCAACGAGUGGCAACACUUCUACCAGAACGACGUGGAGCCCACUAUGCACCAGUAUGAGCUGGACACUUUUGGGAAGAGUCAUGACCUGAUGUCCAACUUCUGGAACUCCUGUUUCGAUGACCUCAUGAGCACCGCCCAGAGGAGAGACAAAGAUCGCUCCGACUGCAAAAACAAGUUUCAGGAGCUCAUCAUUGAGCCGUACCUGAAGCGCGUGCGCUCCGAGAACAGCAGAUAUCACAUCGUGCAGAAGAUGAACAAUGGCCAGCAGGUGGUGGUGUGGAGGCACUGGAGAUCUCUGUACAGACUGCUCAGCAGUGAGAGAGGAGCCUGGGCUCUCAGGGUUCAGACAGAGGUGAGGUGGAAGCUGUCGAGCGCAGAGACGUACUCUAAAAUGCGUCUGAAGCUGGUGCCCAACUACGGCUUUGAGUCCCAUAAGGAUGCCAGUGCAUUGAGAGACAACAUGGGAGCCGACAGUCCUCGCAGCUCCACGGAACCCCUCCCACUAGCUGUUGCCAAAGAAGCCAAAGUUAGUGAUAUGGAGGAUGAUAAACUAGGAGAUGAGGACUUACCCUCGCUCGACCAGACGGAGGAGGGUGAGGAGGAAAGUCAGAAAGAGAAGCUAGUGCUCUCAGAGGAUUGUGAGCUCAUCACUAUUGUUGCCGUGAUACCAGGUCGUCUGGAGGUCACAACACAUCACCUGUACUUCUAUGAUGGCAGCAGUGAGAAAGAAGAGACCGAGGAAGGUAUAGGAUUUGAUUUCAAGAGGCCAUUGUCACAGUUAAGAGAGGUACACCUGAGGCGCUACAACCUGCGAAGAUCCGCUCUCGAGCUGUUCUUCAUCGACCAGGCACACUACUUCAUCAACUUCCGGAAGGGGCUACGGAACUCUGUAUACACCAGGAUUCUUGGUCUCAGACCACCUAACCUGUUCUACUUCGGGUCUCGCUCUCCUCAGGAGCUCCUGAAAGCCUCCAACCUUACUCAGAGAUGGAUUUGCAGAGAGAUCUCCAAUUUUGAGUACCUGAUGCAGCUCAACACCAUUGCUGGUCGCACAUACAAUGAUUUGUCACAGUAUCCAGUGUUCCCAUGGCUGUUGUGUGAUUACACGUCUCCUGAAUUGGAUCUGGAGGACCCAGCUGUGUUCAGAGAUCUGUCCAAACCCAUAGGUGUUGUCAACUCUCGGCAUGCACAGACUGUCAGAGAGAAGUACGAGAGUUUUGAGGACCCUACAGGCACUAUUGAUAAGUUUCACUAUGGCACACACUACUCGAAUGCUGCAGGGGUCAUGCACUACAUGAUCCGCACUGAACCCUUUACUUCAUUACAUAUACAGCUGCAGAGCGGCAAAUUCGAUUGUGCUGAUAGGCAGUUUCAUUCAGUAGCAGCGGCGUGGCAGGCCCGUAUGGAGAGUCCAGCUGACGUGAAGGAGCUAAUCCCAGAGUUCUUCUACUUCCCAGAAUUCCUGCAGAACUUGAAUGGGUUUGAUCUGGGCAGCCUUCAGAUGAAUAACGAAACGGUGAACAAUGUGGUGCUUCCAGCCUGGGCAUCUUCACCUGAAGACUUCAUUAGAAAACACCGCAAAGCUUUGGAGAGUGAGCAUGUUUCCGCUCACCUGCAUGAAUGGAUCGAUCUGAUAUUCGGUUAUAAACAGCGAGGACCAGAUGCAGUGGAAGCUCUGAAUGUCUUCUACUACUGCACUUAUGAGGGUGCUGUGGAUCUGGACGCCAUCGCUAAUGAAACGGAGCGGAAGGCCCUUGAAGGCAUCAUCAGUAACUUCGGCCAGACGCCGUGUCAACUUCUCAAGGAGCCUCACCCUACCCGUAUGUCAGCUGAGAACGCUUUUAGACGGCAGUCCCGCCUCGACAUGUUACCCCCCAACCUUUUUGAUCAGCUUAAUAAACUGCGAUCCUUCAAGGAGGUGGUGAGUGAUGGUCUGCCCCUAGUACAAGCUGUGGUUCCCAGAAAUCAAACCCGGUCCUUCAUCAUUCCAGGAUCUGAUAUACUGGUUACAGUAAAUGCUAAUGGGAUGAUUGGGACUCAUAGCUGGCUGCCAUAUGACAAAAACAUCGCCAAUUAUUUCACCUUUACUAAAGACUCAACUAUGAACAACCCAAAGACACAGCGGUUCCUCAGCGGGCCGUUCUCCCCAGGGGUAGAGAUCGGGUCCCAGGUGCUGGUGAUGUCCAGUGACGGGCGUCUGUUGUUCAGCGGGGGGCACUGGGACUGCAGUCUUAGGGUCACUAUGUUAGGCAAGGCCAAGCUGGUGGGAAGGAUCUGCCGUCACAUAGAUGUGGUCACAUGUCUGGCGUUGGAUCUGUGUGGUAUCCACCUCAUCUCUGGCUCAAGGGACACCACCUGCAUGAUUUGGCAGGUCCUACAGCAGGGUGGUUUCUCCAGCGGCCUGUCACCGCGGCCGGUACAGGUGCUCUGCGGCCACGACCAGGAGGUCACGUGCGUGGCUAUCAGCACUGAGUUGGAUAUGGCAAUCUCGGGGUCAAAGGAUGGCACCGUUAUCAUGCACAGCGUGCGGCGCGGACAGUACCUGCGGACCCUGAGACUGCCUUGUGAGGGCUGCAUUUCUGCUCCUGUGGCUCGGCUGGAGGUCGGCAUGGAGGGGCACAUAGUGGCACAUACUGUUACGGAGGGGCGCUCAGUUGGAAAGGACAAGUAUGCACUGCAUGUGUAUUCAGUGAAUGGGACUCUGUUAGCAUCUGCGACCUUGGAUGAAAAGAUUACAGCAACGCACCUGGUGCCUCACUACCUCAUUGUGGGCACACAACAGGGGAACCUCCACAUUCGAGACUUAUACAGCUUGAAUCCGGCUGUGGGGCCUUUAGCUCUGAAAGUCCCUGUGCGGUGCGUGUCUGUCACGAAAGAGAACAGUCAUAUUCUGGUGGGUCUGGAGGAUGGCAAACUCAUCGUGGUGGGAGCAGGCAAACCAGAGCAGGUUCGAUCUUCGGUUUCCCGUCGACUGUGGGGCUCCACGCGCAGAAUCUCCCAGGUGUCAUCAGGAGAGACGGAAUACAACCCUGUCGAGCCUGGUGGCAAAUAAGCAUCCAAAAUGCUAUCCACGUGCCUUUACCUGCAGAAGAGACGUGGCUCGCCUUCACGGGUCCUGCAGCGCAGGUCCAGAAACAAAAACCAGAGAGCAAAGGGAAAGGAAAAUUCUUCUUUAAAAUGAAAUGAUUUAUACUGCUUUUAACAAGUAGACAUUCCAAAGAUCAUUGGAAUCGAGCUGUCACCUUCAGACUCUGUGAACGUUGACAGCUUGUCGCCAGUCUUGACGUCUCCCUGAUGAACUUUGACUUUUUAAAUGCAGUGUGUGGUAUCCUUUGAAUCACAGACUGCCUUCUCGCUGGCUGGAGCUCAAGGCACUGUAGCUCAGAGUGGUGAACUGUCAGUCACUGGGUGACAAAACGUCGUCACCUGAGCUGUUGUUCAGCAUAACAGAUCUUCCUAUGCUGAUUUUUGCCUUGCUGGUCACUCUGUGGUCAGCACUGCGUCGCUGGUACUUUGUCUGACACUUGAAUAGUUUCAUAAAUAAGUCCUGUUGUUUAAACAGCCUGAAUAUUUUCUGUAGGGCAAGCAUUUUGUAUGUGUAUGGAUGCGGGUGUUUGUGUUACUUCCAGAUUUUUAUAGUAACGCAAUCAUUUUGAACCUGAAUAGGAACAAGUGCUUUCACUUUUGUGUAAUGCUGUGGUGUGCUUUGAGCCCUGCUAAGUCUUAAGACUUGAUUCAGUACCUCUGGUGCCUUAAAACGUGUGAUUGUAUAUCGUAAUAGUUGUUGUUAUUGCAUUAUGAAGAAACAAACUCUUUCUGAU
Messenger RNA from Triplophysa dalaica, 9264 nucleotides. It is a transcript of the gene nbeal2, whose product is annotated as neurobeachin-like 2. The record is from RefSeq and is a predicted model, not a curated record. Gene Ontology annotation, molecular function: protein kinase binding. NCBI's taxonomy places the organism in Eukaryota, Metazoa, Chordata, Actinopteri, Cypriniformes, Nemacheilidae. Gene Ontology annotation, cellular component: membrane; cytosol. Gene Ontology annotation, biological process: intracellular protein localization.